Molecule: messenger RNA, 1728 nt
Organism: Wallemia ichthyophaga EXF-994
Lineage: Eukaryota; Fungi; Basidiomycota; Wallemiomycetes; Wallemiales; Wallemiaceae
Exons: 3
Coding region: 1-1728 (575 amino acids)
Biological process (GO): nucleosome assembly; DNA replication-dependent chromatin assembly
Cellular component (GO): CAF-1 complex; nucleus
Molecular function (GO): protein binding
Source: RefSeq, a predicted model, not a curated record
AUGCGUACGAAAACACUGGAAAUUCGCUGGCACAAUCAGCUACCAAUAUAUAGUAUGGAUUUACAGCCAAAUUCCCCAUUGGGUGUUUAUAAGUUGGCAACUGCAGGUGCAGACCAUCAAGUUAGACUCUGGCUUAUCCAUCCACACCAAAAUAUUCGUGACAGCGGCGAUUCUAUCAUACAAAACCCACACCAGCCACGCGCCGAGUAUUUGUGUACUCUGAGUAGACACACUAACCCCGUUAACGUUGUCAGAUUCUGUCCCAAAGGCGAGACACUGGCUUCUGCAGGCGAUGAUGGAAACGUUCUUCUUUGGAUACCCAGCGAUCAAAACACGGCUUCUUAUGGUGAAUCCUCCACUGAAGACCUUCAAUUCGAAAAAGAGUUUUGGCGCGUGAGGAUUAUGGCCAGGUGCGCUAGAGACGCUGAAGUUUACGAUAUCGCUUGGAGUCCCACUGGUGAACAUUUCGUUGCUGGUAGCACUGAUAACACUGCACGCAUCUUCUCAGCCAUCGAUGGCGUCUGUCUGUAUCAGAUUACCGAACAUUCUCAUUACGUGCAGGGCGUUAGUUGGGAUCCUUUUGGCGCUCUCCUCGCCACACAAUCCUCUGACCGUACACUCAACGUUCAUGCUGUGAAGAAUGCUCCUAAUGGUCUUUCACUCACUUCCCUAUCCAAGUUCUCUAAAUCGGACAUGCACGCACACACUCCGACGAAGAAAAACACUCAACCCGUUAGAAGGAAAGCUAGUGCAGGUAGUUUCGUCAGUGAUACCAGCCAGGAUAAGGAGAGGGAGAAGGAAAAGGAGAGUGGGUUGCUCACCCCCACGCACACUCCUAUGCAGCCACCAUCGCGUCGAUCGAGUUUGUCGCAGUCACAAUCACAAUCACAAUCACAGUCACAGUCUAAUAUACCAUCAAACACCUCUUCACCACUUACACCCAUCAGGCGCACGCCAUCCCCCCUUCCAGCUAUCAAACCGCCUACAAAACACAAACUCAACGAACGCAUCAGCUAUGGCGAUGAGAGCUUCACGCAGUUCUUUAGGAGGCUCUCUUUUUCUCCUGACGGAAGUAUUCUCGUCACUCCCUCCGCACAGUGCGACGACAUACCUAGCGAUACCAACGACGGACGAAAGAAGACUGUAUCCAAAUCUUCGGUGUUAAUAUACGGACGCAAUAACCUCAGCACUCCACUCGCCGUACUCCCAGGCUAUAAAUCACCCACUGUCGGUGUGCGUUUCAAUCCCAUUCUAUUCAAUCUACGUGACAGGACUGAGAAACCGGCUUUCGAGUUGCCAUACAGAAUGGUAUAUGCCGUAGUAAGUAAGGAGAGUGUUAUCUUAUACGAUACUCAGCAACUAUCACCAAUUUCUAUUUUGUCUAAUUUACAUUGGGCGGCGUUUACAGAUGUGUCAUGGUCACCUGAUGGCCAAUGUCUCAUGUUGGCUAGUCUAGAUGGAUACUGCUCUAUCGUGGUGUUUGAUCCUUACGAGCUGGGCACGCCGUACCGCGAGCAGCAGCACCAGUUACAGAUGAGCGCCAUUGCGGAGGGUGUUCAGGGUUUACAGGGUGUACAGGGUAUGCAGCCUACAAACAAUUCAGCUAAUUCAAAUGCCUCAGCCUCCGCUUCCUCCAUCACCGCUCCCUCCACCACUGCUCCCCCCACAACGGUAAAUCAACUCCCGGUAAAAAAGAAGAGAAGAGUGGAGCUGACAAAGAUCGAGUAA